This is a messenger RNA of Canariomyces notabilis, 1695 nucleotides long. RefSeq lists its product as uncharacterized. The transcript has 2 exons. NCBI's taxonomy places the organism in Eukaryota, Fungi, Ascomycota, Sordariomycetes, Sordariales, Chaetomiaceae. The coding region runs from base 194 to 1645 and encodes 483 amino acids. The record is from RefSeq and is a predicted model, not a curated record.
GGGCAACAUCUGCGGUCAAGUACUUUGCUCUCAGCCACGUAUGGGGCAAUGCGCCCAUGUCCGAAACCAUCAAAUCGAACCUGGCCUCCCGUCUGAUGAAAGGCGGGCUCCGAUCUGACCGCGACUCCCCGCUCCCGCAAACCGUCACCGACGCCGUGGCCUUGGUUAAUACCCUUGGCGAGCGUUUCCUCAGAUGGACAGAGUCUACUCACGCGCCUUCGCCACCAUCAUCAUUAUUCCCGGUUCUGACGCGGCGUCCGGCAUCCCCGGCAUCCGGCCCGGCACUCGCACCCCGCUUAACACAGAGACAAUCUCCAUCUCGGACCGUUCCGCAACCCUUGAACUCAACCCUUGUAGCAGCCAUAUCGAACAAGUCCAGAUCACCGCAUCCCCCUCCCCGCUCACCCUGGCCAUGGACUCGUCCACAUGGAACACACGAGGUUGGACGUUUCAAGAGCGUCUCCUGUCGGCGCGGUGCAUCUACAUCACACACAACGCCAUCUACUUCCACUGCCACAGGGACAUUCUGCUCUGCGAGACGGGUCAAGCUACGUCCCCCGCCACGCCGGCGCUGAGUCUCCUCAACAACCCCCUGCACGAGCUCCAACGGCUGGAUGGCCGGGUUUUAGUGAACAACCGAAUCGGCACGGCAGGUAACGACGAGGCGCUGCUCCGCGUGGUAUUUGGCGUCUACAAGGGCCUGGUGGCGGGGUACUCGCCCAGGAAACUGACCUUUCUGGGGGAUGUGCUCAAUGCAUUCGCGGGUGUCUUUGCUGUUAUCACGCAGCACUUGCCGGGGGCGGUGGCGCUUUGUGGGCUACCCGGGGCGUUCCUUGACCUUGCGCUGUUGUGGACGCCUGUCAAUCCGCUGCAACGGCGGGAAGAGGCGGUGGCAGGAUUGCGUGACCUGCUGGCGGCCACGGACAGCAAUGGGAGGUGUCCGGGGUGGUCAUGGGCUGGGUUUGUCGGGCCCGUCGACUAUCGGAUGUUUGGUGAGGACGAGGACAAGAGGCCUUUACCUGUCUCGUUGGUCGUUGAUGGGUUCAAGGUGGUUCAUGGCGGGAAGGUACUUAGGGUUGCGGGUCGAGGGGUAAGAGAAGAUGACGAAGCCAAUCAGUCCGUGAUGAGGAUUGGAGAUGCCGCUGGGAGUGACUCAGUCAGCGCGCUGACGGAUUAUGGCCCCAAUAUCCUCCAGUUCAAAGCGUUUGUCGUGCCCGUGACUGCUUUUCUGAGGGGAGCCAGGUCGGAAUAUCUCUGUGUCCUGGGCCAGAGUCACGCCACCGGCCAACAGGCGGUGUACCGUUUGUAUGACCAGGAUAGGAGGCACUGUGGGCUAUGUUAUGAGCCCAUGGUUCCCCUUGGUGAUAUCGCCCGGGCUGGCCAGUCAUCUUUUAUCGGGAUAGUGCGGCAUGGCGAGACGGAUAUACCGUUCAAGGGCCCAAACAGAGUGGAGGGGGAUAUCCCGUUGUUCGACCGCUCUGCGUAUAAGGCUUGUGGCCCGGGCAGUGGCGUGGUAGAUGCUCUCCUUGUGGUUUGGGACAAAGACCAACGAGACUGUAUAGCGAGACGCGUGUCGGUCGCGAGGAUUCAUGUUAAAGCUUGGGAGCGGGCGGGACCUGUUUCGAAGAAUAUUGCAUUGUGUUGAGAGUGGCCUAUAGCACGUAGCACAAGCCUAAAUGUGAGCAUAUCGAAGGC